ACAGAUUUGCCUGAAUAUGGUAUCCAAAAUCCCUCCUGUUUACGAACGCCCAACGGCCAGCAACAUUUCAUUUGAGAAAGGAGGCGUAUUUAACGUUUCAAAGUCAUGCAAUCGUCAGCCGCGUCUGUCAUUUGCUUCUCGUGGCGUGAGAUCGUGGCCACCCGAGGAAGAGUCUUCACGCAUCGAUACAGUUCCUUUGCUGACCCCAACCAUGGAGACGGAGUUGUUAAACGAGCCAUGGGUAUUCCCACAGUCAAAGACAAAUGUUACCAAAGAAGACGAGAAAGCAACAUCCUCCAUAUGGGAGGAGAACUUUCAGGAUUUAAGCAGUUACAUGGAUCCGUUCCAGGGUCAAUGCGAUUUUCAUACAGGUGAAUCACCCACUUUUAAACUAUCAGGUACGAAAUACGAGGGUAACAGCGUUUUGUCUUCACAAGAGGGGGUAUUGAAAGAUUUGAUGAGUGUAGCAGACGAAGAAAAGUGGAGCGCGAAAAUGAACAACGUUGGGACAACCGAGCAUUUGAACAACAGUUGUCACAGCUUGCAAUCUGUGUCAAAUGUAUCUAGCAAACAUGAAAAAAAAGAUAGUCCAGCAGAAUCAAACACAUCCAACUUGUGGUUAAAAGUAUCAAAAGGAUCAACAACUACUGUAAAUACAAGUAAACAGAAUGACACAGAUGUUAGUACACCAUUCCAAUCGAGAUAUCAGAUAGAGGAAAUUGACUUGAACGAUGCUUGCCCGACUUCGUUCGAUUCCACAGAGAAUCAACGUGAAACAUGGGAUAUGUUACGAACAGUCGAAACCACUGGAUCGGACACGUUCGAUUUGUUGUCGUACCUUUGCGAUGAUGAAAUGCAUUCUCCGGAAGGUAGCGUUUCAACAGAUUCUUCGGUAUUAUCGAAACCAUGGUCGCCUUCCAAAUUAUCCACAACGAUUCCACAAGCUAGUAUGAAAGUGAAAACGGAGAAAAACGAGACUGUCGUCCCAGAGUGCACAAAAAAUCGAACAGCAGCGUCAACAAUAACUUCGUCUUCUAUGGAGACUCCAGUAGUAGGAACAGAACGAACGAGGAGAGCAGAACGAACGAGGAUAUCGGUCAACAGCAAAAUAGAGAAACCUUACAGCCGAGCGCGACGGGUGAAGGCAGUCCGAAAACGUUACACAGAGUCCGAUUCGGACGAUCGAACGUUCGUUUCGCAUUAUCGAGAAUCUAGGGAGAAGAACAACGAAGCCUCAAGGAAAUCACGUAUGAAUAAAAAAGCGAAAGAAACUGAAAUGGCGAAGAAAGCGAUCGAAUUGGAACGGGACAAUAGGAUAUUGAAGAUGAAAGUCGAGGAACUCGAAAAACUUGUAACAUCAAUGCGCAGUGCGUUAUUGAGAUCCGCUUUAAAGAAAGAAUUCUAAAAAGCGUUUCUUGUACUUGUUUAGAAUGUUCAUUGUGCGCUGGUUAUCGCGCAAAAUGAUGUACUUCUCCUUUCCACUGUUUUUUUUCCUUUUUUUUUUUUUUUUUUUUUUUUAAUGUUUUCUAUCUGUUUUGUUGUAUAAGAAGAGAAUAUAUAUAUAUACAGAUGAACAGAUAUACGAAUAUUCACGCAAUGAAUGAAUUUGAAUUAUAUUGUUAUAUUCAAUUAAUCUCUUUUUUUAUUUUAUUUUCAAUCGUUUAUUUAAAGAAAAUUGUUGAACUCUACAUAUGUAUAAUUUUAUGUCACCGAAAGAGAAGGUGUAUAUGUUAACAUUCUAUGUAAGUGUUUCUUGCACAAUAUGUUUGUGUUUGUUAUUUCUUUUUGUUCAAGGACAUCUUAUUGUUUUACAAUGUUUGUAAUGAGAUUUACGUUCAUGUAAUUGAAGCGAACAAGCAGAGAAAAAAAUAUAAAAAAUAAGAUAAAGAGGCUGAAAAUGGUGUAGUUUUCAGAACUUGUAAUGGGGUAGUUUGUCCUUUUUAUCGAAAAAAAAAAAAGAUUACAUAAUCAUAUUUUGUUCAACCUUGUAUUGUACCUGAUAAGAAGUAUAAAUAUAGAGGUCCGAACAAGAUAAAUUAUGAUCGGUAAGAAUAUAAUUUUUUUACUGGCAUGGGCACAAUAGUGGCAUGAUGUAUAUUAAUAUUCGAAUAAAGAAUAUGCUUCAAAAUCUA
This is a messenger RNA of Frieseomelitta varia, 2132 nucleotides long. RefSeq lists its product as uncharacterized. The record is from RefSeq and is a predicted model, not a curated record. NCBI's taxonomy places the organism in Eukaryota, Metazoa, Arthropoda, Insecta, Hymenoptera, Apidae. The transcript has 5 exons. Bases 17 to 1405 code for a protein of 462 amino acids. Gene Ontology annotation, molecular function: DNA-binding transcription factor activity. Gene Ontology annotation, biological process: regulation of DNA-templated transcription.